CUGCAAUAAUACCUGCAUAAAACUCGAUCAUCCAGAUCAUAGGGAGGGAGAUAAGAGGGAGAUAGAGAAUUCCAACUUAUCCAUCCAUUAUUCAUCAAUGGCUAACAAUAUUACUAGCAAGAUUACUGCAGAUUCUGAUGAUGUAGUGUUCUUAAUGGUGCCAUUUCCAGCCCAAAGCCACCUCAACCAGCUCCUUCGUCUUUCUCAACUCAUCCGCUCCCGUGGCUUCCCCGUUCACUACGCUGCCUCCGUUAUCCACUGCCGGCAGGUCAAGCUCCGGCACGACACCCUCCUGAAUACUUCAGGAAUCAUAUUCCACGAAUUGCAGACACCCUCUUUUACCUCUCCUCCGUCCAGCUUCUCUGAGAAAUUCCCCGACCAUCUUUGGCCGUCGUUUGAAGCCUCCUGGACUUCGCAUGAACCUGUCGCCGCCUUGCUACGGGAACUUUCCUCCUCAACUAGAACUAGAAGACUCGUCGUCAUCCACGACAGCCUAAUGAGUUGUGUCGUCCAGGAUGUUGCCUCACUUCCGAAUGCAGAAUCAUAUUCUUUCAAUUGUAGCUCCGCCUUCUUCACCUACUGUUUAAUGUCUCACCUGUCAGGGAAACCUUUUCCGGCCCAGGUGGAUCCGGAUGCGAUCCCCACUGCAGACAAUUGCUUCCCCCCUAAUCUCGAUAAGAUUUUGGGCAUUGUUAUUGAAUUUAAUCAUAUCAGACAUGGCAAACUAUUCAGCACUUGUCGAGCAAUGGAUGGCCCUUACCUCGACAUGCUAGCCGAAACAGAGACCAUUGAGAAGAAGAAGAAGCAAUGGGCGGUCGCGCCCUUGUUUCCAGUAAUUACUACAGCAAACGAGGACGACAAAACUGAUCACCCAACCUUGGAAUGGCUAGAUAAACACCCACCCAAAUCGGUGAUAUACGUAUCCUUUGGAUCAACAACAACCAUGAGCCGUGAACAGAUCAAUGAGCUGGCUCUAGGAUUGGAAGAAAGUAAACAGAGGUUCCUAUGGGUGUUGAGAGAUGCCGAUAGAGGAGACAUUUUCGACGCUGAAACCACAAUCCUUCAGUUGCCGGAAGGGUUUGAGGAGAGGGUGAAAGGGGUGGGAAAGGUGACGAGAGAUUGGGCUCCUCAGCUAGGGAUUCUCCGGCACCCAUCGGUUGGGGGAUUUAUGAGCCACUGCGGCUGGAACUCAUGCCUAGAGAGCCUUACCAUGGGCGUGCCCUUGGCUACAUGGCCAAUGCAAUCCGACCAGCCGUAUAACGCCAUACUCAUGACCCAUAUACUCAAAGUGGGAGUUCAGGUCAUGGGUUGGGGAGAACGCCAUCAACUAGUGACCUCAUCCGUCAUUAAGAAAAGCAUUGAAAAUUUGAUGGCAUCGAGUGAAGGACAUGAGGUUAGAACAAGAGCGGAAGAACUCGGAAAAGCUAUCAAGCAGUCCGUAGAGGACGACCAUAUCUGGGAAUUGAAUUCUUUCCUAGCUUAUGCUGCUAGAUAGAUAACAAAUUAAUUAUUACUAUUUGUUUUAAUUUAAGUCGAUUCCAUAAGGCCAUGUUCAUGUUUGAUUGUAUUUGAGUUUUAUUUUAUUGGUUAUUUCGAUCUUUAAUUA
Molecule: messenger RNA, 1606 nt
Organism: Impatiens glandulifera
Lineage: Eukaryota; Viridiplantae; Streptophyta; Magnoliopsida; Ericales; Balsaminaceae
Product: zeatin O-glucosyltransferase-like
Exons: 1
Coding region: 98-1495 (465 amino acids)
Molecular function (GO): UDP-glycosyltransferase activity
Source: RefSeq, a predicted model, not a curated record